Erythranthe guttata (spotted monkey flower) is the source of this 937-nucleotide messenger RNA. RefSeq lists its product as uncharacterized. NCBI's taxonomy places the organism in Eukaryota, Viridiplantae, Streptophyta, Magnoliopsida, Lamiales, Phrymaceae. The record is from RefSeq and is a predicted model, not a curated record.
ACGUUGACUCUCAAGUAGACUUUCCACACUAUUUUCUUUCUCCAGUGAAAACCCUAAUGGCAUCAAAUUUAUAAAGCAAAGAGAUAUACAUACAGAUAUACAUAAUUUAAUUACAUAUUCUAAAAAGCAACUCUCCAGAGCACUACAUAUGUAGCCCAUCCUCCAAUGGAGUUUCUCACAAUUUUUUUUUGUCACUGCAAAUCAUUGCUUUAAUUUGCUUAUCCCUUCCUAUUAUAUAUUUAUUAAAAAUAAUAAUAAAAUAUAUUUAUAUAUAAAUUUUUUUUGUUAAUUUACUAAGCUGCCAUGGACAAGAUGAUCAUAAAAAUCAAGAUGCCAUCCGCAAUGGAGCUCCAAUUCAACUGCACCGUAUGCGAACGAGCGUUUGGCAACGCAAAAGCAUUGGCCGGCCACAUGAGGUGGCAUUUGCCGAAGGCGAAGGAGCGUAAACCUAAUUCCGAUUUAAUUGUUGUGAAAAAACCUAAACUAAUCGCACCGAGACCGGAGGCCGCCGCCGCCGAGUCUUCGGUGGCGAGAAUUCUGAAUUGUCCAGUUUGUUAUAAAUCUUUUGUUUCAGAUAGGGCGGUGCACGGUCAUAUGAAGAAACACCCCGACAGGAAUUGGAGGGGGAUGAAACCCCCGAUAACUGAUGCUGUUCCAGAUCAAGUCGUCGUCGUCGAAAAUGGCGAUUUGGUUGCUCAUGAGUUUAACCAGUUGAUUGUUAGGCCGCCGGAUAUUGCAUCGGCUGCAGGAUGGCACAUGACGGGGAAGAGAGGCAUGGCGGCGAUUGCUCCGGCGGAGUUUCCGGAGACUUUUGUGGUGGACCAGUCGACGGGGUUAGGGUUUGAUCUCAACGAGUUCCCACCGGAGUGGCCAACUAUCUAGAUUAAUUAUUAUGAAUUUGCUGUUGUGAUGAGUUAUAAUUUUCUAUUGUGUCAAU